UCCGUGACACAGCAAUCACAAAAAAGACAAAGUCCAUUUAGAUGGAAGUGGGAGCGGAAUGAGGGGCCAUUUUGACUCUGAGGUCCAAGGAAAUGACUGGUCAGAUCAGAUGCGCCUGGCAGCCGGGGUACCCAGGGUCUAAGGAUAACUCUGGCUAUGAUGGCCGUGCUUCUCACAGAGGACUACAGAUUUCUGCACUCUGAGCAAAGCCAGGUGUUCUGAGACACUUUCCCUAAAGGAUGGCCAAGGGGCUCCUGGUGACCUAUGUCCUCUGGGCUGUAGGGGGCCCUGUUGGGCUGCACCACCUGUAUCUGGGCAGGGAUAGCCACGCGCUGCUCUGGAUGCUGACCCUGGGGGGCGGUGGGGUAGGCUGGCUCUGGGAGUUCUGGAAGCUCCCAGGCUUUGUAGCUCAGGCCAACAGAGCCCAAGGACAGAGGCAGAGUUCAAGAGGCGGGACGCCCCCUGUGAGUCUCAUUCGCUUUGCCGCCCAGGUGAUCGUGGGCAUCUAUUUUGGCCUUGUGGCUCUCAUUAGCCUUUCCUUCAUGGCCAGCUUCUAUAUUGUGGGCCUCCCACUGGCAGUUGGCUUAGGAGUCUUGCUGGUGGCUGCUGUUGGCAACCAGACCUCAGACGUGAAGAACACGCUAGGGGCGGCAUUUCUCACUUCCCCUGUCUUCUAUGGCCGCUCCAUAGCCAUCCUGCCCAUCAGCGUAGUGGCCAGCAUCACAGCCCAGAAGCAUCGCCGCUACAAAGCGUCCGCAGUGUCAGAGACACUCAGUGUGCGGCUCUACCGCCUGAGCUUAGCUUACCUCGCUUUCACAGGCCCGCUGGCAUACAGCGCCUUCUGCAACACAGCUGCCACCCUCAGCUAUGUGGCAGAGACCCUUGGCUCCCUCUUGAGUUGGUUCAGCUUCUUCCCCCUCCUUGGCCGCCUCAUGGAAUCUGUCCUCCUCCUGCCUUACCGCAUCUGGAGGCUGCUGGUGGGGGAUCAUGGCUUCAGCAGCGGCUACUUCCAGGAGUGGGAGAAGCUCUAUGAGUUUGUUCGCAGUUUUCAGGAUGAGAAACGCCAAUUGGCUUACCAGGUUUUGGGUCUCUUAGAAGGGGCAACAAAUGAAGACAUACAUCAGCGAUAUCGGGAGCUAGUGAAGAUCUGGCAUCCUGACCACAACCCGCACCAGACAGAAGAGGCUCAGAGGCACUUCCUGGAGAUCCAGGCUGCAUACGAAGCCCUGAGUCCGCCCAGAAAGCUCAGGGGAUUCUAGAGGUGAGAAGGACAUUUCUCUUUGAGGACGGACUCUUCCUGGCAGAGCUGGGCACUCUGUCCCAGCUUAUCUGCCUACAGGGGGCACCCAACAGCAUUAAAGAAACUGCUUAUAGUUGAGAUUGAGAAAACCUGAAAUAGGUGAGAAAGCUAUUGUGGUGGAAAAUGUAUUUAUGUAUUGAAUUUAUGAGUUCUUGGCUGUUGUAUUCCUAUUUUUCUUAAAACCAUAUAGUGAAAUGAAAAACAUUAUAAAAUCAAUAAAAUAUAUUUUAGAGACUAUACCAACCUUA
Pipistrellus kuhlii (Kuhl's pipistrelle) is the source of this 1548-nucleotide messenger RNA. RefSeq names its product DnaJ heat shock protein family (Hsp40) member C22 (gene DNAJC22). Gene Ontology annotation, biological process: endocytosis. NCBI's taxonomy places the organism in Eukaryota, Metazoa, Chordata, Mammalia, Chiroptera, Vespertilionidae. The coding region runs from base 240 to 1259 and encodes 339 amino acids. The record is from RefSeq and is a predicted model, not a curated record. Gene Ontology annotation, cellular component: plasma membrane; early endosome. The transcript has 3 exons.